Messenger RNA from Microcebus murinus (gray mouse lemur), 7432 nucleotides. Lineage: Eukaryota; Metazoa; Chordata; Mammalia; Primates; Cheirogaleidae. The record is from RefSeq and is a predicted model, not a curated record.
CAGUCUGACGCCCGGCUCCACGCCCGCCGCUGAGGGACGCGGGAGGCCGGCCCCCUCCGGGGCGGAGGUCGGAGGUCGCCGCGGAGCAUGGCGCCCGCCUGGGGCCGCGGCCUGGCGUCCGUGGGGCUCCUCGUGGUCCUGCUGGCCGGAGGCUGCUCGGGAGAAGAGCCCCCCAGGUUUGUCAAAGAACCCAAGGACCAGAUCGGCGUGUCGGGGGGCGUGGCCUCCUUCGUGUGCCAGGCCACGGGCGACCCCAAGCCACGGGUGACCUGGAACAAGAAGGGCAAGAAGGUCAACUCUCAGCGCUUCGAGACCAUCGAGUUUGACGAGAGUGCGGGCGCCGUGCUGAGGAUCCAGCCGCUGAGGACGCCGCGGGACGAAAACGUGUACGAGUGUGUGGCCCAGAACGCGGUGGGGGAGGUCGCGGUCCACGCCAAGCUCACCGUCCUACGAGAGGACCAGCUGCCCUCCGGCUUCCCCAACAUCGACAUGGGCCCGCAGCUGAAGGUGGUGGAGCGCACGCGGACGGCCACCAUGCUCUGUGCCGCCAGCGGCAACCCCGACCCCGAGAUCACCUGGUUCAAGGACUUCCUGCCCGUGGACCCGAGUGCCAGCAACGGGCGCAUCAAGCAGCUGCGAUCAGAAACCUUUGAAAGCACUCCGAUCCGAGGAGCCCUGCAGAUCGAGAGCAGCGAGGAGACGGACCAGGGCAAGUACGAGUGCGUGGCCACCAACAGCGCCGGCGUGCGCUACUCCUCGCCCGCCAACCUCUACGUGCGAGAGCUUCGAGAAGCAAGAAGGGUGGCGCCUCGGUUCUCCAUCCUGCCCAUGAGCCACGAGAUCAUGCCAGGUGGCAACGUGAACAUCACCUGCGUGGCCGUGGGCUCGCCCAUGCCCUACGUCAAGUGGAUGCAGGGGGCCGAGGACCUGACCCCCGAGGACGACAUGCCCGUGGGUCGGAAUGUUCUAGAACUCACGGAUGUCAAGGACUCGGCCAACUACACGUGCGUGGCCAUGUCCAGCCUGGGCGUCAUCGAGGCGGUGGCCCAGAUCACGGUGAAAUCUCUGCCCAAAGCCCCCGGGACUCCCAUGGUGACAGAGAACACAGCCACCAGCAUCACCAUCACGUGGGACUCGGGCAACCCGGACCCUGUGUCCUAUUAUGUCAUCGAGUAUAAAUCCAAGAGCCAGGACGGGCCGUACCAGAUCAAGGAGGACAUCACCACCACGCGCUACAGCAUCGGCGGCCUGAGCCCCAACUCGGAGUACGAGAUCUGGGUGUCGGCCGUGAACUCCAUCGGCCAGGGCCCGCCCAGCGAGUCGGUGGUCACCCGCACGGGCGAGCAGGCCCCGGCCAGCGCGCCGCGGAACGUGCAGGCCCGCAUGCUCAGCGCCAGCACCAUGAUCGUGCAGUGGGAGGAGCCGGUGGAGCCCAACGGGCUGAUCCGCGGCUACCGCGUCUACUACACCAUGGAGCCCGAGCACCCCGUGGGCAACUGGCAGAAGCACAACGUGGACGACAGCCUGCUGACCACCGUGGGCAGCCUGCUGGAGGACGAGACCUACACCGUGCGCGUGCUGGCCUUCACCUCCGUGGGCGACGGGCCCCUCUCGGACCCCAUCCAGGUCAAGACGCAGCAGGGAGUGCCCGGCCAGCCCAUGAACCUGCGGGCCGAGGCCAAGUCGGAGACCAGCAUCGCGCUGUCCUGGAGCCCCCCGCGGCAGGAGAGCGUGGUCAAGUACGAGCUGCUCUUCCGCGAAGGCGACCACGGCAGGGAGGUGGGAAGAACCUUCGACCCGACGACCUCCUUCGUGGUGGACGACCUCAAGCCCAACACGGAGUACGCCUUCCGGCUGGCGGCGCGCUCGCCGCAGGGCCUGGGCGCCUUCACCGCGCCGGUGCGGCAGCGCACGCUGCAGUCCAAACCGUCAGCCCCCCCUCAAGACGUUAAGUGUGUCAGCGUGCGCUCCACGGCCAUUUUGGUAAGUUGGCGCCCGCCGCCGCCGGACACUCGCAACGGGCCCCUGGUGGGCUACAGCGUGCGCUACCGACCGCUGGGCUCGGAGGACCCGGCCCCCAAGGAGGUGGACGGCAUCCCCCCGACCGCCACCCAGAUCCUGCUGGAGGCCUUGGAGAAGUGGACGGAGUACCGCGUCACGGCCGUCGCGCACACGGAGGUGGGGCCGGGGCCCGAGAGCUCGCCCGUGGUCGUCCGCACCGAGGAAGACGUGCCCAGCGCGCCCCCGCGGAAGGUGGAGGCGGAGGCGCUCAACGCCACGGCCAUCCGCGUGCUGUGGCGCUCGCCCGCGCCCGGCCGGCAGCACGGCCAGAUCCGCGGCUACCAGGUCCACUACGUGCGCAUGGAGGGCGCCGAGGCCCGCGGGCCGCCCCGCAUCAAGGACGUCAUGCUGGCCGAUGCCCAGUGGGAGACGGAUGACACGGCCGAGUAUGAGAUGGUCAUCACAGACCUGCAGCCCGAGACCGCCUACUCCGUCACCGUGGCCGCCUACACCAUGAAAGGGGACGGCGCUCGCAGCAAACCCAAGGUGGUGGUGACCAAGGGGGCAGUGCUGGGCCGGCCCGCCCUGUCCGUGCAGCACACCGCCGAGGGCAGCCUGCUGGCGCGCUGGGCGCCCCCCGCGGGCGCGGCCGAGGGCGAGGUGCUGGGCUACCGCCUGCAGUUCGGCCGCGAGGACGCGGCGCCGCUGGCCACGCUGGAGUUCCCGCCCUCCGAGGACCGCUACGCGGCGUCGGGCGUGCACAAGGGCGCCACGUACGUGUUCCGGCUGGCGGCGCGCGGCCGCGGCGGCCUGGGCGAGGAGGCGGCCGAGGCCCUGAGCAUCCCCGAGGACGCGCCCCGCGGCCACCCGCAGAUCCUGGAGGCCGCGGGCAACGCGUCGGCCGGCACCGUCCUGCUGCGCUGGCUGCCGCCCGUGCCCGCCGAGCGCAACGGCGCCAUCGUCAAGUACACGGUGGCCGUGCGGGAGGCCGGCGCGCCCGGGCCCGCGCGAGAGACCGAGCUGCCCGCGGCCGCCGAGCCCGGCGCCGAGAACGCGCUCACGCUGCGCGGCCUCAAGCCCGACACGGCCUACGACCUGCAAGUGCGCGCGCACACGCGCCGCGGCCCCGGCCCCUUCAGCCCCCCCGUGCGCUACCGGGCGCUGCCGCGGGACCAAGUCUCGCCCAGGAACUUCAAGGUGAAGAUGAUCAUGAAGACGUCCGUGCUGCUGAGCUGGGAGUUCCCCGACAACUACAACUCGCCCACGCCCUACAAGAUCCAGUACAACGGGCUCACGCUGGACGUGGACGGCCGCACCACCAAGAAGCUGAUCACGCGCCUCAAGCCGCACACCUUCUACAACUUCGUGCUGGCCGGCCGCGGCAGCAGCCUGGGCGGCCUGCAGCAGACGGUCACCGCCUGGACCGCCUUCAACCUGCUCAGCGCCAAGCCCAGCGUGGCGCCCAAGCCCGACGCCGACGGCUUCAUCAUGGUCUAUCUGCCCGACGGCCAGAGCCCCGUGCCCGUCCAGAGCUACUUCAUCGUGAUGGUGCCGCUCCGCAGGUCCCGUGGGGGCCAGUUCCUGAGCCCGCUGGGCAGCCCGGAAGACAUGGACCUCGAGGAGCUCAUCCAGGACAUCUCACGGCUGCAGAGGCGCAGCCUGCGCCACUCGCGCCAGCUGGAGGCGCCCCGGCCCUACAUCGCCGCCCGCUUCUCCGUGCUGCCCUCCACGUUCCACCCCGGCGACCAGAAGCAGUACGGCGGCUUCGACAACCGGGGCCUGGAGCCCGGCCACCGCUACGUCCUCUUUGUGCUUGCCGUGCUGCAGAAGAGCGAGCCCACCUUCGCAGCCAGCCCCUUCUCAGACCCCUUCCAGCUGGAUAAUCCGGACCCACAGCCCAUCGUGGAUGGCGAGGAGGGGCUCAUCUGGGUGAUCGGACCUGUGUUAGCCGUGGUCUUCAUCAUCUGCAUCGUCAUUGCCAUCCUGCUCUACAAGAACAAACCUGACAGCAAGCGCAAGGACUCGGAGCCCCGCACCAAAUGCCUGCUCAACAACGCGGACCUCGCCCCCCACCACCCCAAGGACCCCGUGGAGAUGAGGCGCAUCAACUUCCAGACCCCAGAUUCAGGCCUCAGCCGCCCCCUCAGGGAGCCGGGCCUUCACUUGGAAAGGGGACAGAGCGGCGGGGACGGCGCUUCCGUCACCGGCCACGCCCGCUCUGCGGCUCCCUGCGCCCACCUGCCCUCUCGGGCUGACCUCCACCUGCCCCCCCGCUGGGUCUGGCCACACGCUCCAAUUCUCAUUCGCGACAUGGCGUAUGCCCACCUGUUUAGUCUGUCUUUAAUGCCUUAUUACUGUCACCUCAAGCUCUCCCAGGAGUACGAGUCCAUCGACCCCGGGCAGCAGUUCACGUGGGAGCACUCCAACCUGGAGGCCAACAAGCCCAAGAACCGCUACGCCAACGUCAUCGCCUACGACCACUCGCGGGUCAUCCUCCAGCCCAUCGAAGGCAUCGCGGGCAGCGACUACAUCAACGCCAACUACGUGGACGGCUACCGGCGGCAGAACGCGUACAUCGCCACGCAGGGGCCGCUGCCCGAGACCUUCGGCGACUUCUGGCGCAUGGUGUGGGAGCAGCGGUCGGCCACCGUCGUCAUGAUGACGCGGCUGGAGGAGAAGUCGCGGAUCAAGUGUGACCAGUACUGGCCCGGCAGAGGCACGGAGACCUACGGCUUCAUCCAGGUGACCCUGCUGGACACCGUCGAGCUGGCCACGUUCUGCGUGAGGACCUUCUCCCUGCACAAGGUGGCCGGGGCAGCGGGGAGGCGUGUUGGGGACACGGGGGUGGGCGGGCGGCCUCUGCCAGGGAGCUCGGACGGGACAGAGAACACCAGGCGUGUCCCACGGAGCCUGCUCCAUCCCGCCUCGCACCGUUCACGCCCCUGCCACCCGCUCACUGCCCCGCCCACGCCGCCCUGCGCCCCAACCUCGCCCUGCCUCCUUGCCCGCCCGGCCGCGGCCCUCCCGUGCCUCCCCAUGUCCCUGCACCCGCGCCCCCUUCUGCCCCCCCCCGUGCGCCCCGCCCGCACCCCUGCACCUGUCCGCCUCCCGGCCGCCGUGCUCGCCGCCCCUUGCGCCCCCCCCGUGGCCCCGCCCGGACCCACCCAUGCACCUGGUCUCGCCUCCCCGUGCCCCGCCCGCGCUCCGCUCACCCGCUGUCCCGCCCGCAGCGCUGGCGUGGGCCGCACGGGCUGCUUCAUCGUCAUCGACGCCAUGCUGGAGCGCAUCAAGCCCGAGAAGACGGUGGACGUGUACGGGCACGUGACGCUGAUGCGCUCGCAGCGCAACUACAUGGUGCAGACGGAGGACCAGUACAGCUUCAUCCACGAGGCCCUGCUGGAGGCCGUGGGCUGCGGCAACACCGAGGUGCCCGCGCGCAGCCUGUACGCCUACAUCCAGAAGCUGGCGCAGGUGGAGCCCGGCGAGCACGUCACCGGCAUGGAGCUCGAGUUCAAGCGGCUGGCCAACUCCAAGGCCCACACGUCGCGCUUCAUCAGUGCCAACCUGCCUUGUAACAAGUUCAAGAACCGCCUGGUGAACAUCAUGCCCUACGAGAGCACGCGGGUCUGUCUGCAGCCCAUCCGGGGCGUGGAGGGCUCCGACUACAUCAACGCCAGCUUCAUCGACGGCUACAGGCAGCAGAAGGCCUACAUCGCGACGCAGGGGCCGCUGGCGGAGACCACGGAGGACUUCUGGCGCAUGCUGUGGGAGAACAACUCCACCAUCGUGGUGAUGCUCACCAAGCUGCGGGAGUGCCGGGUGGAGCGGCGGCCGGGCGGCGGGGCGCGGGGGCGCGCUGGUGGGCGGCGAGCGGGACCGCGGGCGCCGCGGCGCGGCGGCGACGCGCACCGGCCGUGUCCUCGCCAGGAGAAGUGCACAUACUGGGCCCGAGCGCUCCGCCUACAUACUUCGGUGACCGAUGGCGGAGACGGGCAGUCGCGGACGGUGCGGCAGUUCCAGUUCACGGACUGGCCGGAGCAGGGCGUGCCCAAGUCGGGCGAGGGCUUCAUCGACUUCAUCGGCCAGGUGCACAAGACCAAGGAGCAGUUCGGCCAGGACGGCCCCAUCUCUGUCCACUGCAGCGCGGGCGUGGGCAGGACGGGCGUGUUCGUCACGCUGAGCAUCGUGCUCGAGCGCAUGCGGUACGAGGGCGUGGUGGACGUCUUCCAGACCGUGAAGGUGCUGCGCACCCAGCGGCCGGCCAUGGUGCAGACGGAGGACGAGUACCAGUUCUGCUACCAGGCGGCGCUGGAAUACCUUGGAAGCUUUGACCACUAUGCAACCUAAAGCCAUGGCCCUCCCCGGCCGACACCGCUGGCCUUGGACGCCUCUGCCCCUCCCGGGCGGACCCCCGGAGGCCUGGAACCCCGGCGGGCAGGGCAGGAAGAGGAGGAGGCGGCGGCUGCGUUUGGAGCCGUCUCCGGGACGACGCAGCCCCCCGAGCCCCCGCACGGCCCGGCCGCCUCCCUGGCCCCGGCCGCCUGCCUUCAAAUACUUGGCACAUUCCUCAUUUCCUUCCGAUUCCAAAACGAGAGAUUCCGGGGUGGGGGGUGGGGGGAUGGUGAGCAAACAGGGGCGCGCCCCAGCAGCAGAGGGGGGGCGGGGCGCGGACUGUGGACUUGACCCCUGGUCCUCCCCGGGGACCCCGCCCUGCCCCACAGCCUGGAGGCCAGGGCUGGAGGCCGGGGCUGGAGGCCAGGUCCCAGCUUUCUUUUAAAACUCUCCAUGUAACUGUACCCCGCGACUUUUUUUUUUAAAUAGCAUAUUUUUUUUUCCAUUUUUUUUUUUUUAAAGCAGCAGCAAACACAAGACUUGCCAGUCACUGAAUUUACAAGGAACAGCUUUGCUGCUGCUUCGUGUUCUGUUGAGAGACGGUCUGUUUCUCCCGGUAGGACACGGCCCUGUCCGUCACGGCCCGCGGCUGUCCCAGCUUUUUCUUUUCGUCCCAACAUCAGAAGUCGUGCCCAGCUCACGCUAAGGAUGUCCUUUUGUGCCUGUUUUUUUUUUCUUCUUCUUCUUCUUCUCUCCUUUCAUUUUUUCUGAAUUAAAUGUCCAGACAUAUCAAGGAUGGUUCCGAGGGUGGGGCCGUGGGGCCUCGGACCCCCUGCCCCGCAGCCCCGGUGACAGGCCGGCGUGGGGGAGCGCGGCCGUGGGCGCCCCGCACCAGGGACCCUUUCUCCCUGGGACUAUGGGGCGAUUUGGGGGACCCCCCCUCCCCACCCUGAGCAAGUGAGUUUUUUUUUUCUUUGUACGAGAGCAGAUCUGCGGUUCCUUUCAACACUUUACUCAAGAGGAAGCAGCUGGGUGGUUUUCCCACCUCUGUGUAUGUAGAUAUAUCGACUUUGUAUUAAAGGAAGAUCGUCCGACCCCA